This is a messenger RNA of Hydractinia symbiolongicarpus, 903 nucleotides long. Its product is annotated as neuroguidin-like. Gene Ontology annotation, cellular component: nucleolus; small-subunit processome. The transcript has a single exon. Gene Ontology annotation, biological process: maturation of SSU-rRNA from tricistronic rRNA transcript (SSU-rRNA, 5.8S rRNA, LSU-rRNA). The coding region runs from base 1 to 903 and encodes 300 amino acids. The record is from RefSeq and is a predicted model, not a curated record. Lineage: Eukaryota; Metazoa; Cnidaria; Hydrozoa; Anthoathecata; Hydractiniidae.
AUGCUGAUCAAUGAUAUAGUUGCAAAGGAACUUCCAGAGUUUCUGUCAAUUUUGACAGAUUUACAUAAACAGGGUGAUGACAUAGCUUCCUAUGUAACUGCUUUGCACCAAAAAAUUGAAUCAAACAGAGAGGAUGGAAUAAGUUUUCUGGAAAUGAAAUGUCAUUUAUUUCUUGAAUAUCAAAUAAAUUUGACUUAUUUAAUGAUUUUAAAGAUUGACGGACAGUCAUUUGUGGAUCAACCAUGCAUUGAUCGUCUAGUGGAGGUAAGAACAGUAUUGGAGAAGAUACGACCUAUUGAUAAAAAGUUGAACUAUCAAAUUGACAAACUUGUGAAAAUGGCAUCAGAGGAAUUAGGUGAAUAUGAGCACCAUCCACUAAGUUUUAAACCAAAUUUAGAAAACUUAGUUAGUAAAGAAGAUGAAAAUGAAAACGCUUCAGAGACAGAGGAGAAAAGUGGGGUUUAUGUUCCUCCGAAAGUUACUGCUGUACCUUACGAAGAAGAAAAUAAGUUAACACAAAAAGAGAAAAAAUCUGAAAAGGCGAGACAACGUUCUCUAAAUAGUGCAUUGUUGCAAGAUUUAAGAGAGGAAUAUGGCGAUGCUCCAGAAGAGAUCAAAAACAUUCAAACUAAUAGUAAGAGAGCCAAAAUAAAGGAAAAAGAAGACGAACGCAGACGAUACGAAGAAGAUAAUCUGACACGAUUGAGUUUAACGAAGAAAGAUAAAAUGAUGAAGCGUAAACUUAACGAUUUAGAUGAAAUUGUUAAAAUUGGUAGCUUCAAAGAUGAUGAAAGCAGCGAUGAAGAUGACUAUAAGCCAAAAAAGAAGAAAGGAAAAGGAAAGAGGAAAUUUGGUGGACAAACAAAAAAGUUUCAGAAGAGAAUGCAAAAAAGACGAAAAUAA